CCCAGACACAGGCUAUGUGGUUGGAACAUGUCACUGGGCACUUUAAAGAAGACAGAGGGGCGAGAAUGAGGAGAGAGAGAGAGAGAGAGAGAGAGCGAGAGAGAGAGAGAGGGAGGGAGGAAGAGAUUGCACAAGAGAACGACAUUGUGAUGUGUGAGUAGAAAGACAAGAGUGACGGAAGAAGUCUUCUAAACUCGUCCGUCCAGCAGAGGAGACUGCAAUGUGGUUCCUCUCAGGGACCCCCUGCUACCCGUACUGAGCGAGGCUCCUCAGAGAUAUUGUGGUCAUGGCCAUGGAGAUCCGGGUGUCCCUGUUCGUCCUCGUGGUUCUGUGUUCGGUGCUCGCAGAACACUCUCACAAAGACCUGCGAGGCCUCUCCUGCGUGAAUGACUUUGUCAACAAUGUCAGCUGUUCAUGGGAGCACUCUGCCGUGGCUCCCGGGGCGGACUGCCGGAUCUUUUGUAUGAAGAAAACCUGGGUCCUCACGGACAGCAAGAUGCUUCAGAAAACCAUCACUCGAAGCUGCAAGCUGAAACAACACCGGAACUCCACUUCAGGCUGCAGUUUUGUCUUUGAAAAUGAAGAGUUCAACCCUUACCAAGACACGCUCUACAUACGGGUGGAGUGCAACGGGACGAUGGUGGAGAACCUCACCAACUACUCAGCAUACCAUCACAUCAAAAUGCAUCCUCCAGGGGUCCCCAAUGUCAGCAGCACUGCCAAUGAGACGAGGAUAUCAUGGAGUCGGGGCAAUCCUUCCUCUGACUACCUCACGUCUCUCCACUUCCAGGUUCAGAUCAAACAGAAAAACAAGUGGUGGAACCGGAGCAGCACCUUGUCCACUCCAGAGCAAGAGCUCAGCGUACCUGCUGGGCAGCUACAGGGGCUCUGCCAGGUCCGGGUGAGAGUCAAACCCGGGGUUCAAGGUAGCCACUGGAGCAACUGGGGUCCAAUAACAUCCUUCUUGGGCGCGACAGACGUGGCGACACCUUCACGGGGUCAAGAGCUUCUGGGUCAGACGUCACUGGUCAUGAGGGGAGUGAUGUUCAGCUUGGGUGUCGUCAUUGUGACGCUCGUCCUCUACAGGAGUUGUGCGAUCAGAAGGUUCCUCAAAGGGAACCCAGUACCAAACCCGUCUAAAUAUUUCCACACUCUCCACUCUGUACACGGAGGAAAUCUAAAGAAAUGGCUGAAUCCUCCGUCGGCCUCUGAGCCGUUCUUCACACCCCAGCAGUGUGACAGCAUCUCCCCGGUUGACAUCUGCGAAAGCUGCGAUGUUGUACCCUCCACCUCUCCCUCCUCCGGCUCCACCACAGCCCUUCUUCACUCCGGGAGCCACCCUUCGGCCGGCUCAGACACCAGCGGGGUUGUCGACAAUUCCUCCUCCUCCUCCUCCUCUUCAUCCUGCUUCUCCAACAUGGGCUACUUCAUGUCCAGCUCCUCCGGCAGCUCGGCACGAACUGACCCCAAUUCCGCUUACUUCACCUACCGGGAGGAUUUCAACAGCCUCAACCUCCGCCUCUCCCUCCGCCCUUCUCUGGACACCUUUCUGACCUAUGAGAGCUUGAAGAGGGAGCCGCAGAGCCCAGACUCUGGCUUUGGCAUCGGAAGGGAAGAUGAAGAUAAAAGUGUUGCUAUCGUAGAAGAGGACGAGGUUUCAGACGAUGACCCGGGCCCUCCUCUUCUCAUUCUCUCUCUUCAUCGCCCUUCCCAGAUGUGCCCAACCUCCUCUGCUCCACCCCCUCCGAACACUCCCACUCUAACUCUGAUAUCCUCUGAUAGCCAGCGGGUGGAGGUACCUGUGGCAGCUGCUGGUGGCAGCUAUGCGGUCCGGCCUCUGGCUGGAGCCAUGUACAGGUCUUCCUCCAUGCCCGUGGAGCCCUGUAAAACCGGGUAUCUGACCCUCAAAGAGCUGCAGGCUACAUUCAGCAAUAAAUCAAUAUGAAAUAUCAGUAAUGUAUCGCAAAGAAUCCCUGUGCAACAACCUUGUUUUUACUUUUUUUUUAAAAAUGUGUUUACAUGCCAAGCGACCUGACUGAUUGUUUAUUGUUUAUUGUUUUUAAAUUCCAUGAUUUCUGUGCUUGAUUGAUUUGUGAGUCUGUGACAGCAGAACAAGCCGACAGCACAUAACUGACUUUUGACGCCAACAUCAACAUUGAAUAGAAGAGAUGGAGUCCAACAUAUGAGGGAGACGAUAAGUCAACCAGUUGUGUAAACUGGUUAUAGACGUACUGACUGGGAGCGCUGGGUCCUUAUUUAGCUGAUACGCAUGUAGAAUGGUAAACAAUACCUCAUUGUUGAAUGUGUCCAACAUGCUUAUUUUUCACAAGUCUUUCAAAGCAUGAAAGUUGACAAUACAUUAAAGUAAAUGCUUGUGCAGUUAUUAAUAACUGUGUUUUUUUUUUAAUUACAGUUGUGUGCUUUGUUUUUAAUUACUUUAAAUUAAAUCUUACAAAGACAUGUUGUGAGAGUGCUUUAAAACUAUUAAUAUCAUCAUAAAAUUCAAAUAAAAAAAAUCUUCAUUCCUGCAGGCAGAUCUGGGAUUUUGAAAGCAGUGAAACGUGAUUUAAACGUGUUGUGAUGAUGUAAAUAGUGAUGAAUUACUUAUAAUAGAGAACAUAUGAGCAUUGCUUUGGAGUCAUGCAAAGACGGUGUAGUGCAUGACGUCUGUUAUCGCUCGCACGACCCAAGCUGGCGGUUCAGGGUGUGAAGCUGGCCAACUUUGAAGCAUUUCAUUAAUUGAUUUUAGUUUAUAUUGUAUCUGCUGUCAAAAGAAAGGUUUGCCACUGAGGUGUUUGCUUUGUGAAACUUAAUACAUCAUUCCAUGCUGUUUAGGAGAUCAAGUUCAUCAGAGUGAACGAUUAUUUCACAAACGGAUCUUCCACUUGAUAACAUUCAAUUAAAGAAUUGGUGUCGCGUCGACAAGUAUUAGUAUAAUAUUUAUUCGAUCGCUAUUUCUAGAUCCAUGACAAUCAUUGGGGUCAGUGGUAAAUGUCGCUUGUCUCUACACAUGCAGUAUAUUUCCGAUGCAGCCUGUUGUGACAUCUGUGCAGAGACCCAACAAAAUAAAACUGCUGGUAGAAAUGGGU
Messenger RNA from Cyclopterus lumpus (lumpfish), 3089 nucleotides. RefSeq names its product interleukin 2 receptor, beta (gene il2rb). The coding region runs from base 287 to 1945 and encodes 552 amino acids. Gene Ontology annotation, biological process: cytokine-mediated signaling pathway; immunoglobulin mediated immune response. Gene Ontology annotation, molecular function: cytokine receptor activity; protein binding. NCBI's taxonomy places the organism in Eukaryota, Metazoa, Chordata, Actinopteri, Perciformes, Cyclopteridae. Gene Ontology annotation, cellular component: external side of plasma membrane. The record is from RefSeq and is a predicted model, not a curated record. The transcript is spliced from 10 exons.